AUGAUUCGUGUGACAGCCCAUAUACUCCGUUUUAUCGCUGGCUGUCGGGGAAAAUCCAACCCAUCAGAUUUUCUGUCUCGUCUUGAACUCGACGAAGCAGCCCUCGCUGUAGCACGUUCAUCACAAUGUCAAUAUUUCCGUACGUUGCAUAAUGAAUUGUCCCAUGAUCGCCUUAUUUCAGUAAAAACAAUAGCGCGUCUUCGUCCGUACAUCGACGAAAAAGGCCUUAUCCACGUUGGUGGUCGGAUAUCCAAAUCUAAUCUCCCGGAGAGCCAGAAGCAUCAAAUCUUGUUAGCGAAGACGUCACAUUUUUCACUGUUACUAAUCCGCCAUUGGCAUGACGUGACCGGUCAUAGUGGGCCGUAG
Molecule: messenger RNA, 366 nt
Organism: Sipha flava (yellow sugarcane aphid)
Lineage: Eukaryota; Metazoa; Arthropoda; Insecta; Hemiptera; Aphididae
Exons: 1
Coding region: 1-366 (121 amino acids)
Source: RefSeq, a predicted model, not a curated record